AGACGGAGUCUGUAAGGCAGAACGGACUGGAAGACCGUGACGGCAGGAGCCUGUGACGUCCGAAGUCAUGGAGACCAACCAGGACACCUCCCUCUUCCUGAUGAAGAUCUUGGAGGAGCUGGACAGCAAGCAAAACACCGUUUCCUACCAGGAUCUGUGCAAGUCCCUGUGCGCCCGCUUUGACCUCUCCCAGCUCGCCAAGCUGAGAAGCGUGCUCUUCUACACGGCUUGCCUCGACCCCAACUUCCCGGCCACGCUGUUCAAAGACAAGAUGAAAUGUACCGUGAACAACCAGCAGUCCAAGAAGAUCAUGGUGGCCGCGGACAUCGUGACCAUAUUCAACCUGAUCCAAAUGAACGGGGGCGCCGCCAAGGAGAAGCUGCCCACCAGCCGGCAGAAGGUGCGCAAGAAGGACGCGUCCUUCGAGUUGUGCCGCUCGGACACGGAGGUCUGCACCGCCGCCGCGUGCGAGCCGGUCGGCUGUGAGCUGAGCGACAGGCCCUUCCACCGGGGCUACCCUGCCCGGCAGUCCUCCCAGGGCCGGAAGGCCGACCGCAAGGACUGCCCGCAGUUCGUGCCCGCCUCCGAGCCCAACUUCCUGCUGGGCGUGAGCAGAGAGCUGAAGGGCCGGGCGGCCUCCCUGGACCGGCUGCAGACCCUCGCCCCCCCCUACUCCGGGGCCAGCCCCCAGCCCUGUGAGAUGCAGAGAACCUACUUCCCCAUGAACAUCGAGAACGAGUCCAUUUCGGACCAGGACUCCCUGCCCAUCAGCCAGGGCAUCAAGGGGACCUUCCUUUCCAGCGAAGAGCCGUUCAUGGUGCCGUCUUGUGUCCAGAAAAGGAACAUCUUUAAAGAGGAUUUCCAUAAUCUGAUGACCGUGUCCCCCACGCUGGUGGGCCCUGCUAACAAGGCGGAGGCCGAGCACGGGGAGCCCCAGGGCCGGAAGGAGCCCCAGAAGACGGCCUUCUUCAACCGCAGCUUCGAGGUGCCCUACAGCAGCCAGUACCUGAAUCCCGAAUACUCCCCUGUGCCCGACAAAAGGCGCGCAAAGCACGAGAGCUUGGACGACCUUCAAGCCUCCACGUACUUCGGACCCACGCCGGUGAUGGGGACGCAGGACGCCAGGCGCUGUGCCGGGAGGCCGGGCAAGCAGAUCCCCUGGCCGGCCAAAAGCUGGAGCCUGAACACCGAGGAAGUCCCUGACUUUGAACGGUCCUUUUUUAACAGAAACCCCUCUGAGGAGAAGCUGCGCUACCCUAAUCCCAGCAGCCAGAGCCCCGGUUUCCCUACCCCAGACAGGCGCCCCCCUUACCUGGUGCCGAAGGACCAACAGCCCAUCCUGCCCGUUGGCUACACGGCGAAACCAAACGCGCUCAGGUGUAAAGAGCUCUCGUCCCCGGUCGAGCUGGAGAAGCACGAGCCGGUCAGGAAGUUCAAAGACAAGAGCAUCGGCUGCACCAGUGGGCAGCUCGGCUCGGACACCAGCAGCGUGGGCACUCAGACGGAGCAGCACGUGCUGGAGGCCAAGAAGCGCAAAGACCUGUGCAGCUCGGGGCAGACCACGUACAGCGACAGGCACGCCACCAAGCAGUCCGACGACGACUCGGAAAUCGUCAGCGACGACAUCAGCGACAUCUUUCGGUUUCUGGAUGACAUGAGCGUCAGCGGCUCCACGGGCGUGAUGCCGUCCUCCUGCUACAACAGCACGGGGUCCCUGUCUCAGCUUCACAAGUCCGACGGCGACAGUUCCCCCGAGCACAACCUCGCCAAAACUGCCAACGGGCUUCCCGGCAGCAAAGGAGAAAAGGGCAACCGGCCUGACAACAGCCACCCCUCGGACGAGGAGCUGAAAACCAGCGUGUGCAGACUGGUGCUCCGCAUCGGUGAGAUUGAGCGGAAGCUCGAGUCACUGUCCGGGGUCCGCGAGGAAAUCUCCCAGGUCCUGGGCAAGCUCAACAAGCUGGAUCAGAAAAUGCAACAGCCCGAGAAGGUGGGUGUGCAGAUCGACCUGAAUUCCUUGACAAGCGAGGCUCCGUCGGACGACAGUGCCUCUCCGCGCAUGUUCCGCGCGCCCAGCGGCCCCCGGGGACCCAAGCUGGAGACCGCGGCUGACUGGUACUGCUCGGACGCCAGCGGCAGCAACAGCGAGAGCCUUCGCGUCAAGGCCUUAAAGAAGAACCUCUUCACCCGGCCGUCCUCCAGGUCCCUGACGGAGGAGAACAGCGCUACGGAAUCCAAAAUCGCCAGCACAUCCAACUCACCCAGAGACUGGCGCACCAUCACGCAUGCCAGCCGCGGGGGCCUCGGGGAGGAGGACGGCAAGGACAGAGGCCCCGGGGAGAGUAAGGACUGGCACCGCAAGGCCAAAGAGGCGGACAGACAGUACGACGUCCCCCCCCAGCACCGACUGCCCAAGCAGCCCAAAGACAGCUUCCUGGUGGCGCAGGUGUUCAGCCCGCGUCCCCACCCCGCCUCCCUCAGAGCCCACCUGAAGAGCAACCCCCUGUACACGGACAUGCGUCUGACCCAGCUGGCCGAGGUGAAGCGCGGCCAGCCCUCCUGGACCAUCGAGGAGUACACGAGGAACGCGGGCGACAAGGGCAAGCUGACCGCCCUGGACCUGCAGACGCAAGAAUCUUUGAACCCCAACAACCUGGAGUACUGGAUGGAGGACAUUUACACGCCGGGCUACGACUCCCUGCUCAAGCGCAAGGAGGCCGAGUUCAGACGGGCCAAGGUCUGCAAGAUCGCCGCCCUGGUGGCGCCCGCCGCCUGCACCGUCAUCCUCGUCAUCGUCGUGCCCAUCUGCACCAUGAAGUCCUGA
Molecule: messenger RNA, 2824 nt
Organism: Neogale vison (American mink)
Lineage: Eukaryota; Metazoa; Chordata; Mammalia; Carnivora; Mustelidae
Gene: MINAR1
Product: membrane integral NOTCH2 associated receptor 1
Exons: 4
Coding region: 68-2824 (918 amino acids)
Biological process (GO): negative regulation of TOR signaling; negative regulation of cell population proliferation
Cellular component (GO): plasma membrane
Source: RefSeq, a predicted model, not a curated record